GUAACUCUGGCUCAAUAGUGCGCUUUCCACCAGCAAUUUUCGUUGUCCGUCAUAGUAAAGAGUCAUAGUCACAUUUACCAUUUAUUUUUAAUUUAUAAAUCAACUUAUUAUCGGUUUUCUUUAUUACAUUUUCUGAUAUUUGCGUAAAAUGUUGAAACUUCAACUGAUGACUGAAAAAGAUCGUCGUGAGGCAGCCUACAUUGAAAGGCGAAGAAUUCAAGAAGAGGAAAGAAAAAAGAGACUUUUCAACCCAAGGCAACGAUUAAUAGGGAUUGACACACAGGCUUUGCAAGCACAAAUUGAAGAGAAAAAAAAGAAAGAGUUGGAGGUCAAACGCAAUGAUAGUAUAUUCGAAAAUGAGUUAAAAAAGGCAGAUCAAAUAGCUAUAACUUUGGAACAAAAGCAACGAGAGGAGCAAAAGAAAUUACAGAAGGAAAUAGAAACGUUUCGCAAAAAUUUUCAAAAACCUGAAGACAGAAGAGAAUUUGACUUGAAUGACCCUAAUGGGAUUAAAAAGCAAUUGCCCUGUCGAUUACACGAUGACGACCCUAGGUUAGGCCCAUCAUCAGCGCAAAAGUUUGAGGGGGAAGAUCUGUCAAAUGAGGAAAGACUAAAGCUACAAAAAGAACAGAUAAAAGCAUGGCUUGGUCAGCAAUUAAUAGAAAGAGAACAGGCCGAAAAAGAACGGAAAAUGGCAGAAGAUGCGUAUAAAGCUGCUGUCAUCGCUCGGGAUCAACGUGCGAUAGAAUUAGAUAAAAUUGAAAAAGAAUGCAGGAAGAAAUUAGAGGUAGCAACAACAAGAUAUAACUUAGCGCUGGCUGAGCAAAAAUGUAAUACCACCAUGACAAAGAAACAGCAAACAGAAGAAGAUAACACUGCGGAAAUUUACAAUACUUUGACUAGUGACUUGCUGACAGAAAAUCCAGAUGUAUCGCAAAGUAACAUGGGUCCAGGCAAGAAAAUAGCUUACUUGUACAAAGGAAUGUCGGAAGAAGAAAAGUUGCAGAUUAGAAGAGAACAGAUAUCCCAAAUUGAGGAAGCAAGAAAAAAGAAAGAAAUGGAAGCAAGAAUGCAGAGAGAGUUUGAGGCCUACAUCAACGGAACCCAACAAACCAUUCAUUUAAUGGAUCUGGAAUUAAAGAGAAAGCAUAGAGAAGAACUCAAGAAAAUAGCAGACGAAAAUUUGAGACUGGCAGAAGAACAAAAAUCGCGCAAGAAAUUUUUGAACACAAUUGUAUAUGUAAAUAGAGCAACAGAGGACUAUUUCGAUCAGUUCAACAAAUCUUCAAGAUAAUGUUUUAUACUCUUAACAUAUUUUGAAUAAAAGUUUACAGAUUUAGUAGC
Molecule: messenger RNA, 1344 nt
Organism: Dendroctonus ponderosae (mountain pine beetle)
Lineage: Eukaryota; Metazoa; Arthropoda; Insecta; Coleoptera; Curculionidae
Product: RIB43A-like with coiled-coils protein 2
Exons: 8
Coding region: 149-1294 (381 amino acids)
Source: RefSeq, a predicted model, not a curated record